Belonocnema kinseyi is the source of this 1733-nucleotide messenger RNA. RefSeq lists its product as uncharacterized. The record is from RefSeq and is a predicted model, not a curated record. The coding region runs from base 200 to 925 and encodes 241 amino acids. Lineage: Eukaryota; Metazoa; Arthropoda; Insecta; Hymenoptera; Cynipidae. The transcript has 4 exons.
UCAGCUUUCAGCAUGAAAAAAAAACUGAGAUAACCUUUUAUUCCGCUGGAUAUAAAAUAUCAGUGUCAUAAUAAAAUCCAAUCCAGUUUCAUCUAUGUCAGUUGGAAAUCAUCCUCGAGUUACAUUGCAGUGAAUCGUCUGAAGUGUCUUCAAUUGUAAUAUUAAUUCAGUUUUUUUUGGAAGCAUACUGAGAUCUAAAAUGAAGAUUCUUCUUAUUGCUCUUGCGCUUUUUGGCGUCUGGAUGUCGGUAGAUAGUGCAUCUAUUAUCACACCCGACGCAAGUAUAUGGUCUAGCAACGUAUCAAUGACACAGAUGCAAAACGAAUGCGUUGAUAAGAUUUCACAGGAUGAUGAUGUAGUGUUCGAUAUCUUAAAUAUGAAGUUCACUUUCUUGACCAUAUUCAUCAAAAUGACACAGGAAAUUAGAAGAGAGAAUACGCUGGAUUCGUUAGAUUCCUUGGUCAACAAUAGUUGUUAUCCAGCCGUGGACGAGGAUAAGCUAUAUUCUUUGAUGAUGAACGUCGCCCGACUCUGUUUGAAUAAAAUUGAUGAUUUCACUAAUGAAGACAGGCAGCUGAUUAAAAAUAAAUUGGAGCGAGUAUUCUGCUCUAUCUACAUGAAACUUGCUGCAAUCAUAACUUUCUCGCCUGAUUGCAUAAGUAAUCCGACAACACUGAAUGAAAUGUCGAAGUGUGCUCAAGGGAACAUUGACGUCGACUCGGAAAAGUCAUUCCGGGACUGGUUUUUCGGUGAUGCUGAAACUUGCAGGAAACAAUCGAAUGUUUUGGACUGCGUAAAUCAAGCUGUAAAAGGGCAAUGCACUGCCGCUAUUUCCGAAAAAAUCGAAUCCACAUUGUACGAAGCUCGAAGUAUUAUGGGAUGCGAAUCUGAACCGAAUUCUGUUGACGUUAUUAAUUCUUUGUAGUAAUAGAACUUAUUUAGUAACAUUUUUUAUAAUUAGAAUUAAAAUUAUUGACUCUUGUCCACACCAAAUGAGAUAUCUAUAUGUAAAUUUUGAAAAGUAAGUUAAAACAAAUACUUUCUUAUGAUUAUAAAAAUUUAGUUGCAGGCAAUAUCUCAGGUUGUGAUGUUAACUAUUUGAUUUUAUUAAAAAAUGUCGGUAAGAUUGGUGUUUACAUCUAAUAAAUACCAAUGGAGUAAGACUGCGCUGCGAUCUACACUAAAGAUAAUCAAUAACUAGUUAUACUCUAUGGUAAAAAACUGGCAGUCGCUAACAGACUCCGUAAGUAAGUUUGCUAAGCAGCGAUGUAAGUACCUCAUCAGCAGUCGGCAAUGUUGAAGUUUUAUUUAUUUUUAUUUUUUUAUUUUCAUUUUCCUACUUUGAAGAUUUAAUUCUAAAAUGAUCUGAAACAAAAAAAAUGUAAUCUGUUUUAAAAUAUCGCAAAAAGUUUGAAUGCGUCACUCAUUCUAGAACCGUAUCAUUUUUUUAAAGAUUUCUAAAAAAUUCAAACACAUAUUCUGCGAAAAGAAAGUUUUUAAAGUUGUUUUUUAUGAUCAGCUUUGUUUAAUACAAUAAUGCAAUUAGGUAUUUAAAAAUAAACUUAUUUGAAUUUUGUAAACGGUUUUGUAAGACCAAUCCGUCUCUCUUUUAAUUAUUUGUUUGACGUGAGACCUACAUAUAUACCUGAAUCAUUAUUAUUGUAUAUUUAUGAAUGAGGAAAAUAAUAGUGAAGUAGGAUGUUACGUUGUCAAAAUAAAAAAAAUUAUUCAUA